Macrobrachium nipponense is the source of this 1044-nucleotide messenger RNA. RefSeq lists its product as uncharacterized. Lineage: Eukaryota; Metazoa; Arthropoda; Malacostraca; Decapoda; Palaemonidae. The coding region runs from base 1 to 1044 and encodes 347 amino acids. The record is from RefSeq and is a predicted model, not a curated record. The transcript is spliced from 5 exons.
AUGUCUUCCUUUGGAAUUGAAAUAAUCCCACUAUACAGAAUAAUGCUAAAUCACCUCAUUAGAAUGGGUCAGAAAGACGUUGUGUGGCUGUACCGUUUGGUUUGGUUGGGUUUACUCCUAACACUAGCUGAUAUGGCCAAGACUCCGCCACUAGAUGAUCAGUGUGAAAGUAGUACAGAGUCAAACUCCGCUACCACAGAACCUUUAACUCCUGCUGCAACUGCCACCAUUGAAAAUAGCACCACCACAUCGUCAUCAUCACUAACUAGUGAACCACCCUUAGACAAUUUUACUUCAGAAUCAUUAACCACUGUCACUGCAACUACCAUCAUUGAAAAUGCUAGCACUAAAUCGUCAUCAUCACUAAGUAGUGAACCACCCUUAGACAUUUUUACUUCAGAAUCAUUAACCACCGUUACUGCAACUACCAACAUUGAAAAUGCUACCACCACAUCGUCAUCAUCACUAACUAGUGAACCACCCUUAGACAUUAUUACUUCAGAAUCAUUAAGCACCGUUACAUCUCCUUCAUCAUCUACCGCUUCAGUUUCAGAUUCUACUAACACAGAAACCUCACUAUCAACAAGUACAUUGUCCUCAUCACCUAGUAUAACUGGCACAGUACCGUCUACAACACCUCACUUUACAACUGACCUCUUCUCCACAUCAGUUCCAGAGGAUCUUACUACUUAUCCAUUAAACAGCACAUCAACAACUCAGUCCAUCUCAAUCAGUAAAGCUUCAACUGACAGCACAGAACCACUAGCCAAAACAGCUGCUACAGACACAGUUUCCGCAAGUGCACAAUCAAUAAAUCAGACAAGUGUCUCAACUCUGUCAUCUGAAUUACAUAACAGAACAGAUUUAACGGUGCCAACAUCCACACCACUUGUAGAAGAACUCAUAUUAGAACAAGGUACUGUCUCAGAAAAUCCUACUACCACUCAGUCAACCGUUCUUACAACACAGUUGGAAACAAAUGCUACAACGUUACUUUCAAAUCCUCCAUCAACACCCUGCCAGUCACAGCCUCUACUGAAUUAA